AUGGAUGAACAAAUCAACUAUAUCGAUUCUGGAUUUUUAUUCGGUGAUCAACUCUUCUACCCUGUAGCUAUUUUACUCAUUUCAUCCAUACUAGCUUAUUUCUUAUAUCGCAAUAUUAUUGCACCACUGUACUAUUUCCAACGCUUAGGCAUUCCCAGUCCAAAACAAACCCCUUUCUUUGGUCAUGUACUAAAUAUCAACCGUGAUGGCUUUCAACAUACUUACUUAAAUUACACAAAACAAAUGGGUCCUGUAUACGGUUUAAUGUUUGGCCGCGUACCUGAAAUGGUAAUAUCAGAUUUAGAUAUGGUCAAAGAAAUUACUGUUAAGAGAUUCAAUCAAUUUAUUAAUCGAGCUGAAUUAAUUAAUCUUCCUAAAGAAUCUCCUUUCUAUGACGGGUUAUUACGUUUACGUGAUCAUCAGUGGAAGAGAGUUCGCGGCUUACUUGUGCCAACAUUUAGCGGUGCUAAAAUGCGACAAAUUAUUACCAUUAUGAAUAAUAUUAGCCAAGGUCUAGUUGAUCGACUGUUACAAAAAUGCCAACAAGACGGUCAGAUUGAUAUUUGGCAAGCUUAUGGUCAAGUGACGAUGCAAAUUAUAUUAGCGAUCGCUUUCGGUGUCGAAUCGCACGGUCAUAAUGGAUCUGACAAUCUAACCAAGUCUGCUCGACGUAUUACAGGAGUAGCCACUCGAUUAAUAGUAUUAGUCCCGCUUUUCCCCAGUUUUAUAGUACGAUUAUUACUUACGUUGAGGGGAAAAGGACGAGAUGAUGCCACAUUUUUACGUGAUACUGCUAUGAAAGUGAUUGAAUCAAGACGCGCUCAUGGUCUGUCGUCUCGUAAAGACUUAUUACAAUUAAUGAUCGAUGCUGGAGAUAACGGUAAACUGACUGACACCGAAGUUAUUGCACAAUCCAUCGUUUUCUUAAUUGCCGGUUAUGAAACUACAAGUAAUGCAUUAGCUUUUACCAGUUAUCUACUAGCACUUAACCCCGAUAUACAAGAUAAAUUAAUUAAGGAAAUUGAUGAAAAAUGUCCAGACGAGAAUGCAAUCGAUUACGAUACUAUAUCGAAUUUAACUUACUUAGAUAUGGUUUUAGAUGAAGCUAUGAGAAUAUAUCCGCCAGCCUUCCGAUUCAAUCGAGAGGCAAGUGAGGAUAUUACUAUUAACAAUAUUUUUAUACCUAAAGGCAUGACUGUCACUAUUCCAAUUAUCGCGAUACAUCAUGACCCCAAGCUAUGGCCUAAUCCUGAUAAAUUCGAUCCAGAACGAUUUUCAGCUAAGGCUAAAGCAGAACGUAAUCCAUAUAGUUAUAUGCCGUUCGGAGUUGGUCCAAGAGCCUGCAUUGGGAUGCGAUUGGCUGUUAUUGAAGCUAAACUAAUAUUAAUUCGAACUUUGCAGCAAGUUCGGUUCACCGUAGUUAAAGAAACGCCUAUUCCUCUGAAAUUUCGAGGGGGUGUUGUCACUUCGCCUAAAAAUGGAAUACGAUUAGGAUUAACCUCUAGAAAUGUAUAG
This is a messenger RNA of Trichoplax adhaerens, 1515 nucleotides long. RefSeq lists its product as uncharacterized. The coding region runs from base 1 to 1515 and encodes 504 amino acids. The transcript has a single exon. NCBI's taxonomy places the organism in Eukaryota, Metazoa, Placozoa, Uniplacotomia, Trichoplacea, Trichoplacidae. The record is from RefSeq and is a predicted model, not a curated record. Gene Ontology annotation, molecular function: heme binding; steroid hydroxylase activity; iron ion binding.